Molecule: messenger RNA, 1870 nt
Organism: Geodia barretti
Lineage: Eukaryota; Metazoa; Porifera; Demospongiae; Tetractinellida; Geodiidae
Source: the annotation of a GenBank genome assembly
GUGUUAUUUACAAUCUUCGCGCGCUUUGUGGGGAAAAGCUCUAAAGCCACCUGAGUAUUGUCUGACGGAAGGGUUUUCAGCGGAGGAUAAGCUGGACCAUCACGACCAAUGGCCAUACAGGAAGACCAUUUGAAAGAGGACAUAUUCUCCGACAGCUAUCUGGACGCCUUCUACAAGGCGCACGUAGCAGCGCGGAGCGGGCGAGGGAAUCUGGACGAAGACAUAGCCGCCCUCGAGGCAGAGAUCCGCAAAGUUCAGAGGUACAGGUCACAGUUCCAGACCUACCGGUGGGACACUCCUCUCAACUCGUGUGCCAGUUCUGAAUGUUCUGAUGACGAUAGUGAUCUGUCUCCAGUGGAGUGCAGCAAGACUUCCGUCUUCAAGGUCUACAAUAGCAGCUGCUCUAAGAUUAAUGGGGAAACCCCUGUUGCUAAGGGACCUAGUAUAUUUUCAUGGGCACUACGGCAACAGAUUCUGCACGACCACACCUACUGUCGUCCCAGUUCCGUUCCACCUCAGAUAGCCAUCGAUCAUGGAACAGUGACGAUAAAGAACAUUCCAUGGCACCAGUUGUCCCCAGUCAAGAGAGCCCGAGCUGUGUCUCGCCUCUCUUCCAUCCUCCAACACCAGCCAUCCUCCGACGAAGACCCUCUCUCCCCCUCCUCCUUCGAAUUCCUUCCUUUCUCCCUCGCCAAGUCCCUCCAGAGAAAUUCCUGUGCAGCUGGUGUCUCGUUAGCAAAGGGGUCGGCUCUGCUAAAGGGGAGGCUGAAGAGCAAGGCUGCCAUGGUAACCUGUCAGAGGAUUGACAUCAGAGGCAUUAGGAAUAAGAGCAGAGAUCAGGUACUAGGGUCUGGCAGUAGUAGAAACACAUUACGGAAGAGGAGGCAUUCGCCAUAUAUCCAUCGUCGCAGCACAGGCAGUGUGGAGGAAUUGGUAUCUAGCCCCCAUGCAGAAACAUGCAUGUUUGCCCCGCCCCCUCAGCUAAAAUUAUUGCCGUAUGUACAAUGGCAACCCGUGUUAGGAAGAAUAGCUCUGGAUCCGAGGAGAUGGACAUAAUAAUCGACUAGUCGCCCGAGUCUCUGUCUCAUCAGGUGAUGACAUGACGACACCUGCGGACGCCGAUUAGUAACCAAUUCCCCCAUCACUUUUGUUGUUGUUGUUGUUGUUGUUGUACAGAAUUCACCAAUACAAAAUGUUCACAUUGACAAUGACAGUGAUAUAUAUAAAUAUAUAAAUAUAAAGCGGUAUACGAAGUAUAUAAGUCUGGAAGUUAGUUGCCAUUAAUUUGUGUCUGAAGUGAUUGCGCAUGCCUCACCAGCUGCGAACUGAAGGACAGUCCUGACCAGCCACUAACUUGAGGUAGGCACACGCUGCAGAGCGAAGCAGAGCAUUGCAGGCAGAAGAGUAGCGCCUGGCCUUAGCCACCAGAGGAUCGUUCUGUGCCCAGGAGGGUUUGCCUGCUGCCCCGGGGAGAGAGGAGGGGGUGUCAGGUGUUUUCCAAGUAGAUGGCGUCUCAGUUUCUGCCCAGGAGGAGGUGGGUGCCUCAGUAGUGUCUAACGAUGUCUCUUCCCAUGUGGGGGAAGAGGGUGUGUUGUCAGUUUUCCAAGUGGAUGGUGUCUCGGUACUUCCUGACCAAGUGGAUGAUGUCUCGGUACUUCCUGACCUGGAUGAUGUCUCGGUACUUCCUGACCAAGUGGAUGCUGUUUCGGUACUUCCUGACCAAGUGGAUGCUGUUUCGGUACUUCCUGACCAAGUGGAUGAUGUCUCGGUACUUCCUGACCAAGUGGAUGAUGUUUCGGUACUUCCUGACAAAGUGGAUGGUGUCUUGGUGGUUUCUGUCCAAGUGGACGGUGUCUCGGUAGUGUCGGUC